AUGAAUGGAAUCAACCCCAUUCGCUCUGACAUAGAACUCGAGUCCAUCCGCUCUCCAUCAAGAGGGUCUGAGAAACGAUUUCCAGCCGAGUCAAGCAAAAGACUCGGCCACGCCCACGUUGAUUCCGAUGAUGAUCGCGAGCAGCACGAUCAGAAUGAGACUCUGCCCUCUCCUACCGUAGCUUCUCAUGAAGCUCCCGAGCGAUGGAAUGCACCCAAGACGAAUCUCUGGCGUACUUUUGCUGCCUUCUGGGGCUUUGCUAUCAUGGGCAUGAAUGAUGCUACUUAUGGAGCGAUCAUUCCAUACCUGGAAAUACACUAUGACCUAUCGUACACCAUCGUAUCACUCAUCUUCCUCAGUCCACUUAUUGGCUACAACGCAUCAGCGUUACUUAACAAUACCAUACACCUCCGGUUCGGUCAGAGAGGUGUAGCUUUCAUCGGGCCACUCUGCCACCUGUUGGCAUACAUCGUCAUUGCUGUACAUCCACCUUAUCCAGUUCUGGUCGUGGUCUUUGCAAUCGCUGGGUUUGGCAACGGACUGGAAGAUGCAGCUUGGAAUGCCUGGAUGGGUGCAAUGACCAACGCCAACGAAGUGCUGGGCUUCCUCCACGGAGUCUAUGGCUUGGGAGCGACUAUUGCUCCUCUGAUUGCGACAUCGCUGAUCACCAAGGCCGACAAACCUUGGUGGACGUGGUACUACUUUAUGAUCGCAUUUGCCGCCGUUGAACUCGCUACAAGCCUCUGGGCCUUCUGGGGCCAGACCGGAGAAGUGUUUCGUCUCGCACACCCCAGAACUACAGAUCAGUCCGGUAAUCGGAUGAAAGAGGCCUUAUUCACCAUGCCUAGUGCGCGAGUCACAUGGCUAUGCGCCUUGUUCCUGCUAGGAUACGUAGGAAUUGAGGUUGCACUUGGCGGCUGGAUCGUCACUUUCAUGAUCAGAGAACGCAGAGGCAGUGCCUUCGCCUCUGGCAUGACUGCCACUGGCUUCUGGCUCGGCAUCACAGUCGGCAGACUGGUGCUUGGUUUCGUCACACCACGCAUCGGUGAGAAGCUGUCCAUUGCCAUUUACCUCCCCAUCGCCACCGGACUCGAACUUCUCUUCUGGCUCGUCCCACAAUUCUACGUCUCUGCUGUUGCGGUCGCAUUGCAAGGAUUCUUUUUGGGACCGCUGUUCCCCGCUGCCGUGGUUGCGACGACCAAGCUUUUGCCUAAGCAUUUGCAUGUCAGUGGCAUUGGGUUUGCUGCUGCGUUUGGUGGGUCUGGGGCAGCUAUUUUCCCGUUCGUCACUGGUGUUGUUGCGCAAGCGAAGGGCGUACAGGUUCUUCAACCCAUUAUUCUGGCACUUUUGGUUGUUAUUUGGUUGUUCUGGAUUUCGCUUCCGAGGAUUGAGAAGAAGAGGGAUUGA
Molecule: messenger RNA, 1407 nt
Organism: Aureobasidium namibiae CBS 147.97
Lineage: Eukaryota; Fungi; Ascomycota; Dothideomycetes; Dothideales; Saccotheciaceae
Product: MFS general substrate transporter
Exons: 5
Coding region: 1-1407 (468 amino acids)
Biological process (GO): transmembrane transport
Cellular component (GO): membrane
Molecular function (GO): transmembrane transporter activity
Source: RefSeq, a predicted model, not a curated record